UGUUCUUGUAGUUUACUGUCAGCUGUUUACACAGUUUCACGUAAUUCUAGUAAAAGAAAAUACAUUCUAGUAAAUAAUUAAAAAUGUUUUCCAUUGACGCCCCUGCCGAGUUACAAAAUUCGGAAUUUUGCAAUUACCGAUCUCCAUUGAGCACUAGAUAUGCAUCGAAAGAAAUGCAAUAUAACUUUAGUGACCAAAAGAAGUUUUCCACAUGGAGGAAGCUGUGGAUUUACUUGGCUAAAGCUGAAAAGGAGCUCGGCCUGGAUAUCACCGAUGAACAGAUCGCAGAAAUGGAAGCAGCGAUACACGACAUCGACUUUGAGUCUGCAGCAGAACAUGAAAAGAAAGUGCGCCACGACGUCAUGGCACACGUCCACACUUUAGCUGAGAGAUGCCCUCAUGCUGCUCCGAUCAUCCACCUCGGAGCGACUUCGUGCUACGUCGGAGACAACACUGAUCUGAUCACCAUGAAGCAUGGAUUGGAUCUGCUGUUGCCGAGGCUAGCUGCCAUCAUAAGUCAACUGUCUCAAUUUGCUGAUGAACAUAAGUCCCUACCAAUGCUGGGAUUUACUCACCUACAACCUGCGCAGCUUACUACAGUAGGAAAAAGAGCUACGCUGUGGUUAAGUGACCUCUUGAUGGAUGAGCGUGCGCUCUCCCGGGCCAGAGAUGAUCUGCGAUUCCGAGGAGUCAAAGGCACUACUGGUACCCAAGCUUCCUUUAUGCAACUCUUCAAAGGUGACGGUGAAAAGGUACGAGCUCUUGACAAAAGAGUUGCGGAACUAGCCGGAUUUGACAAACGUUACAUAGUUACUGGACAAACUUAUUCCAGGAAAGUAGAUUUAGAAGUAAUAUCUGCCCUAUCAAGUCUUGGAGCAACGGUCCAUAAAAUGUGCUCUGAUAUCCGUCUGCUUGCUUCUCGUAAAGAGUUGGAAGAGCCUUUCGAAGCUUCUCAAAUUGGCUCCAGCGCCAUGCCGUAUAAAAGAAACCCAAUGAGAUCCGAGCGGUGCUGUGCGCUGGCUCGUCAUUUAAUUACGUUGCAUUCAAAUGCUGCCAAUACCCACGCAGUUCAAUGGUUAGAACGAACUCUCGAUGACUCAGCUAACCGUCGUAUUACGCUGGCAGAGGCCUUCCUUACAGCUGAUGCUACUUUGAUUACGUUACUUAAUAUCUGUCAAGGAUUAGUGGUGUACCCCAAGGUGAUAGCUAGAUAUAUUACCCAAGAGCUGCCAUUUAUGGCAACCGAGAAUAUCAUCAUGGCAAUGGUACAAGCUGGAGGUGAUCGCCAAGUAUGCCAUGAGAAGAUAAGGGUGCUUUCUCAUGAAGCCGGAGCUCAAGUCAAGCAACAUGGUAAAGAUAAUGAUUUGAUUGAACGCGUGAAAAACGAUUCCUAUUUUGCUCCAGUAAUACCACAGUUGGAUAAAAUUCUUGAUGCUUCAACAUUCAUUGGGCGUGCACCUGAUCAAGUUUCUGAAUUCAUUGAAGAAGAAGUUCAGCCAGUUUUAUCUAAAUAUCAAAACACUCUUUCUGAGGUUCAGAAACCAGUUGCUUUGAAUAUAUAAUUUAUGUAACUUUUGCUUAUAUUUUUCAAUAGGUAAAUACACAGCACUAGAUAUAAA
Messenger RNA from Plodia interpunctella (Indianmeal moth), 1619 nucleotides. RefSeq names its product Adenylosuccinate lyase (gene Adsl). The record is from RefSeq and is a predicted model, not a curated record. Gene Ontology annotation, molecular function: (S)-2-(5-amino-1-(5-phospho-D-ribosyl)imidazole-4-carboxamido) succinate lyase (fumarate-forming) activity; N6-(1,2-dicarboxyethyl)AMP AMP-lyase (fumarate-forming) activity. The transcript is spliced from 3 exons. NCBI's taxonomy places the organism in Eukaryota, Metazoa, Arthropoda, Insecta, Lepidoptera, Pyralidae. The coding region runs from base 84 to 1562 and encodes 492 amino acids. Gene Ontology annotation, biological process: 'de novo' AMP biosynthetic process. Gene Ontology annotation, cellular component: cytosol.